CAUCUUCAGGCAAAACUGCCUCAGCUUCAGAAAAACCUCUGUCAUCUUCAGACAAAACUGCCUCAGCGUCAGAAAACCCUCUGUCAUCCUCAGAUAAAACUGCUUCAAACCAAACGGCCUAAGAAAAACAUCUCAAAGGACUCAGGUCUCAGAAAAAACGCUGUCGGAAAAAGUGGAGUCAGGUCUCAGAAAAAACGCGGUCAGAAAAAACAGAGUCAGACGAACCAAGUCUCAGAUAAAAUGUUAUCAGAGUCAGGUAUCAUACAUCAGAUGAAAAUGAGUCGGGUCUCAGGAAAACAGCUGUCCGAAAAAGUGGAGUCAGACGAAAACGUCUCAAAUGAAAAGUUAUCAGAAGCUGAAAAAUAUCACGCAUCAUAGCGAAAUGAUACGUCAUCAAAAUGCGACCGCCAUACAACGUAGCCUCAUGCUUACUAGCCAGUGUAAGAGUGCGGGGAAAGAACAACGACGGCUACAGAACGUUUCAAGAUGUCCACUGACAACAACAAUGAAAGAAAUGCAAUGAUACAGUUUCUAUUCUGUAAUGGGUUCAAACAGAAGGAAAUUUGCCUUAUGUUGGCUUCAAAUGGACAUAAAAUAAGUGACCGACACUUAAGGAGACUAUUGAAGUUGCUUGGGCUGAGGAGGAGAAGCCCACAGAGACCACUUCGAGAAAUCCGUGAAGCUGUGCAGAGCGAGAUGAGACACUGGUCACCUGACCAAGGCAUCAGAGCCAUGUUAAAACGUGUUCGCGAUGUCAGAGGAGUGCGGCCUUGCUACAGGACUGAUGUUGCUGAAAUUAUGCGUGAAGUGGAUGCAAGUGGUCUGCAGAGAAGGAGUCCAGGCAAAAAAAAAAUACAAAGGAGGAACUACCACAGCUCUGGACCAAAUGACACCUGGCACAUAGAUGGUAAUGAUAAGCUGAAGUUCUUUGGGAUCUGGGUACAUUUAUGCAUUGAUGGGUUUUCUCGAAGGGUUCUGUGGCUGAAGGUUGGCACUUCGAACCGCAAGCAAAAAUUUGUGGCAAGAUACUUCUUUGAUGUUGUUGUGGAACUAGGAGGAUGUCCCCGAUUGAUCCGGAGUGACAGGGGAAAGGAGAACCUUGUUGUUGGUGAAAUGCAGACGGCAUUUCACGUUCGACAACUUGGGGACCAGGCAUGGCAGUGCUUCAGGAUGGGCACAUCAGUUCACAACCAGAGAGCCGAAUGCUUCAACAGCAUGUUAAAGCGGACGUGGAUCAAGAAAUGGCUGACAAGAUUUGAGGGCAUGAUGGAGUCUGGCAUCCUCGAACUGGACAACCCUGUACACAUAAAUUGCCUGCAGUAUACACAUCUUGAGAUGCUUCAGGAGGACUUGAACAUUGAGCGGACAGUUUGGAACAGUCACGACAUUAGAAAACAACGGCAUGCUCCAGGUCCAUUCGGGAAGCCAGAUGUCAUGUACAACUCCCCACCUCCUGGCUUUGCUGAUAUGCUGUGCCCAGUUGAUGAUGACCUUCUUGACUUUUCACAACAAAUUGUCAGUGAAGAAAAUGAACACUUGCGUGUUGCAAACGAGGAAUUUCAAGACCUGUGUGGGGCCAUUUUAGCCAACAGCAGGUUUCCACACACCCUAAAUGGUUGCUUUGCUGCCUACCUUAAGUUAUUUGAAGAAAUAACCAAUUGUAUGAAUAGAAAUAUGCUGCAAACACCCUCUACAUUUGCAGAGGCAAACGAAUUAUAUAAAAUUAUGCUAAGGGAAAGAGAGUGAAAAAAGGAGGGGGUGGGGGGCUGGGUAGUAAUCAUGACAUGCUCUUUAUUUUAAUGUGGAUA
This is a messenger RNA of Alosa sapidissima (American shad), 1808 nucleotides long. RefSeq lists its product as uncharacterized. NCBI's taxonomy places the organism in Eukaryota, Metazoa, Chordata, Actinopteri, Clupeiformes, Clupeidae. The record is from RefSeq and is a predicted model, not a curated record. Bases 487 to 1746 code for a protein of 419 amino acids. Gene Ontology annotation, biological process: DNA integration. Gene Ontology annotation, molecular function: nucleic acid binding. The transcript is spliced from 13 exons.